This is a messenger RNA of Aspergillus welwitschiae, 1596 nucleotides long. RefSeq names its product MDR family MFS transporter. Gene Ontology annotation, biological process: transmembrane transport. The coding region runs from base 1 to 1596 and encodes 531 amino acids. The record is from RefSeq and is a predicted model, not a curated record. Gene Ontology annotation, molecular function: transmembrane transporter activity. NCBI's taxonomy places the organism in Eukaryota, Fungi, Ascomycota, Eurotiomycetes, Eurotiales, Aspergillaceae. The transcript has 2 exons.
AUGGCUGCUCGUGGUUGGCGAUUCUGGCUGAUUAUUGCUGGACUGUCAAUAACAUCUCUCCUCACUGCGAUCGAAUGUACGGUUCCAUCGACUGCUCUGCCCACGAUCUCGCGCGAUUUGAACGCAGGAGGGUCGUAUGUUUGGUUUGUCAACGCACUCUUUCUAUCAAGUACCGCCGUCCAGCCGCUCUUUGGACAAUUGGCCGACGUCUUCGGUCGACGAUGGCCCCUGAUCUCCGCAGUGGCUUUCUUUGCUCUAGGCAGUGGCAUCAGCGGUGGUGCCAGUUCGACCGCGAUGCUUAUUGCCGGGCGCACAAUCCAGGGAGUGGGCCUCGGAGGUGUCAACAUGCUCAUUGACGUGGUCGUCUGUGAUCUCGUCCCCUUACGCGAGCGAGGCCAAGUGACCGCCCUCAUCUUCGUCGUGUUCGCCGUGGGAUCGUCCAUCGGGCCAUUCAUCGGGGGUGCCUUUACACAGCACGUCACUUGGCGGUGGGCAUUCUAUAUCAGUCUUCCAAUCGCCGGCAGCGCGAUGGUGUUCAUGAUCCUCUUCCUCCAGGUCAAAUCUCAGAACCACACCACCUUCGCGGACAAGAUGAAGCGCAUUGACUGGCUAGGUAAUACUAUACUGGUCGCCGCGGUGGUAGCAGUUCUCAUCGCGCUCAGUUUCGGUGGCACCUCAUACCCCUGGUCAAGCUGGCGUGUCAUUGUGCCGUUAGUGCUGGGACUCAUUGGACUGAUCGCCUUCGCCCUGGUGCAGGUGACGCCCAAGCUCUGUCCAGAGCCAACCAUGCCCCCUCGUCUCUUCGCGAACCGCACCACCUUUGCCGCGUUCGUUAUCAGCUUUCUGCAUGGGAUGCUGAUGUAUUGGGAGCUAUACUUCCUGCCAGUAUACUUCCAAGGAGUUCAGCUAAGCACGUCGACUCGAUCCGGAGUGGAAUUAUUGCCCACCGUAAUCGUCACUGUCCCUGCCGCCAUCGUUGCCGGUGCUCUUGUUACUAAGACCGGCCGGUACAAGCCCAUACAAAUCAGUGGCUUCGCCUUCAUGGCCCUCGGCAUGGGCCUCUUCAGCCUUCUCGACCAGAACUCCAGCACAGGAGCCUGGGUCGGCUACCAGCUGCUAGCGGCCAUUGGCUCAGGCUUCAUCGUCACCUCGACCCUGCCAGCUGCCCAGGCCGCGCUGUCCGAGGCUGACGUAGCCACCUCGACAGCAACCUGGGCAUUUUGCCGCGCAUUUGGCGCCGUCUGGGGCGUCUCCAUCCCGGCCGCUAUCUUCAAUAAUCGAUUCGCCGCGCAGGUGAGCGCGCAGAACGAUACGGGACACGCGGCGCAGGUGCUACAAAACACGGGUAACGCGUACCAGCAAGCCUCGCGGGAAUUUGUCAUGCAAUUUUCGCCCGAGGUUCAAUCGAUGAUUAUCGACGCGUAUACCGCAGCGCUCCAGCGAGUGUGGCAGAUCUCUGUGGUGUUUGCUGGACUAGGCUUCUUAUUUGCGUGGCUGGAAAAGGAGGUGGAGUUGCGAACCACGCUGGAGACAGAAUACGGGCCGGAAAAGAAAGAGCCGUCGCCCGAGGUGGAGGACGUUACAGUGUCCAAGUGA